CGGAAUCGCACUCCGAUUCAUUUCACCGUGUGAAACAAUUCGUUUGAUCUUUCUGCUAAACAGUGAUAUCAUUGAGUUACAACUUAGACCCUGAAGAUGAAGAGGAUACUCUUAAAAAUUCUUUUUCUUCUGGCUUUAUCGGAAUCUUCUUACGCAAGACGCAAAAAUCCAGAUAGCUGGGGCCAUAUAAUAUCUGUCAACUCGUCUGGUGCAUUGUCUGUCAAAGCUCGAGAGGGUCGAGCAAACCGCAACCUGGAUAUGUACGUUGACAAAAUCUCCUCAAUUCCUAGUGAUGCCUUCCACAAUUUAACGUCAGUUACAUCAUUCAUCAUACGUCCUCGUCCUCGUAGAUUGGACUUAGACCGUAUAUGGGAGUGCAAUCCGAGAACCGUCGACAUCACACCUCAGUCCUUCAACGGUUUACCUUCCAUUGAAUACAUCUUCAUCGUGUGUGUUUACUUCCAAAAUGCAUUGAAGUCUUCUGAAGGAUUUGAUUUCCUGAGGUUUCUGCUGUUCGAGAAUAAUAAUAUGACGGCAAUCCCUCAAGAAUUUUGUGAAGAUAGUCCAAAACUUGAAUUGUUGAUAGUGAGGUAUCAACGAAUUAGGUAUCUGUCUCCGGAAUCCUUCUCGAGAAUGAAUACUAAAGUACUCAAGCAACUUUUGUUGGAAUUCAAUGGUGUGGAGUACGUAGAGCCACGAACAUUUGCGAAAUUUCGUCAGCUGGAACUUCUAGAUCUUUCAGAUAAUAAUCUGGAGAUUCUGCGUAAUGGUACGUUCGAGGGUUUGGAUGAACUCCAGAAACUGUGGGUGUUCAAUAAUUCUGUGAAUAAUGUGGAACCCGAGACUUUUUCCAAUUUAAAAAAUCUGCGUUUGCUUGAUCUACGACUUAAUCGGUUGGAGACUUUAUCACGAGGCAUGUUCGAUGGUUUGAGUAAAUUGGAACGGUUAGAACUCUUUGGAAAUCCGAUAACUACGAUCACUGAUAAUUCGCUCCGAGUCACGAAUCAAUUGUCUCAUUUGUCUUUGUCUUUCGGAGAAGGAAUUCAAAUUGAACCGAAUGCAUUCCGAGGUUUCAACCUGACAUUUUUUAUAUUGAAUGCUGAUGAAUUGCAUCACCUGAAUGCUGGAGUCUUCAGCGGCUGCACCACCGAAUGUCUACAGCUGAUGUCCAAUAAUACUAUCAAUAUCAGCCCGAACUUAUUCAAAAAUUUGACAAUAACUGUUGGUGUUACCAUUUUCGAACCGCAAGUAUCGGUAAUCGACAAAAAAAGUUGGGGUUUAGACGAAAAUGUAUUCAUUAAGCAAAACCCUCCACUUUAUGAGUUUGCAAGUAUAAAGGGACACCUUUAUUAA
Molecule: messenger RNA, 1353 nt
Organism: Fopius arisanus
Lineage: Eukaryota; Metazoa; Arthropoda; Insecta; Hymenoptera; Braconidae
Product: leucine-rich repeat-containing protein 15-like
Exons: 1
Coding region: 97-1353 (418 amino acids)
Cellular component (GO): plasma membrane
Molecular function (GO): protein binding
Source: RefSeq, a predicted model, not a curated record